AUGGAUUCAAAGUCGUCCGAUCCUGAAGAACAGUCUGUCGGACUGACAGAUGAAAAGCCCAGCAAAGAGCACGCCACAAAUGCAUCCGAGUAUGAUGUCUUCUGGGAGGAGCCAGCCAGUGAAGACCCCAAAAAUCCAAUGAACUGGAGCUCCGGACGCAAGUGGACUAUCAUUGGGAUGGUUUCAUUCAUCACUUUCUUGACUCCGCUCGCCUCUUCGAUGUUUGCGCCAGGUAUCAGACAAGUCCUCGAAGACUUCGGUUCAACAUCUAAUGUCCUCUCCUCUUUUGUCUUCUCGGUUUACAUCCUAGGAUUUGCUUUCGGUCCUCUGAUUGUCGCACCCGUCAGCGAGUAUAGCGGCCGCGCAUGGGUCUACAAAGUUUGCAAUGUCUUGUUCGUCGUGUUCAAUAUCGCCAGUGCGCUAGCUCCGAAUAUGGCGUCUUUGGUGGUUUUCCGAUUUCUGGAUGGGUUUGCGGGUGUCGCUGCCAUCACAUGUGGUAGUGGCACGAUUGCAGAUCUUGUGCCGAGGGAAAAACGAGGGCAGGCGAUGGCUAUCUGGUCCUUAGGACCCCUAUUCGGUCCGAUCGUCGGUCCCGUUGUGGGUGGGUUCCUGGUGGAGGCGACAAAUUGGCGAUGGGUGUUUUGGGUGCUUGCUAUCGCUCGGAAAGCUGCACAACUACGAAAGUCGACAGGAGAUAUUGCAUACAGAUCUCGAUUGGACUCUGGUAUCCCUCCAAAACAGCUGUUCCUCCGGAGUCUCAUUCGACCGUCGAAAAUGCUUGUUCUAUCACCAAUAGUAGCCCUAAUGUCCAGUUACAUUGCUGCUCUUUACGGCUUCCUCUACAUUCUAUUUACAACAUUCACUAUUGUCUUCGAAGGUCAAUACAAUUUCUCUGCCAGCGGCAGCGGCCUCUCAUUCUUGGGAAGCGGAGUGGGCAUGUUGCUUGGUCUUGCCUACGUGGGGACAUUGAGUGAUCGCAAGAUCAGAAUCAAACUUGAGCGCAAGGAGGCACCUACCCCCGAGGACCGACUUCCCAUGUAUCUCACUAUACCUGGGUCAUUAGCCAUCCCGGCAGGUCUCUUUAUCUAUGGAUGGUCUACAGAUAAAGUGGUCCAUUGGAUGAUUCCUGAGAUCGGGAAUGCGGUUACUGGGUUCGGAAUGAUCAUCAUAUUGAUGUGUGUCCAGACAUAUCUGGUAGAUGCUUUCCUUGCACAUGCUGCCAGUGCUGUGGCUGCUUGCACUGUUCUGCGGAGCUUGCUGGGAGCUCUUCUUCCUCUGUGUGGAUUGCAGAUGUACGAUAAACUUGGCCUUGGAUGGGGAAAUAGCUUGUUGGCAUUCCUUGCUUUGGCAAUGGCCCCUAUACCGAUUUUAUUCCAAACAUGGGGAGAGAGGUUGCGGACAAAGUGGACUAUUGACUUAUAG
Molecule: messenger RNA, 1422 nt
Organism: Penicillium coprophilum
Lineage: Eukaryota; Fungi; Ascomycota; Eurotiomycetes; Eurotiales; Aspergillaceae
Product: MFS transporter
Exons: 3
Coding region: 1-1422 (473 amino acids)
Biological process (GO): transmembrane transport
Molecular function (GO): transmembrane transporter activity
Source: RefSeq, a predicted model, not a curated record